Molecule: messenger RNA, 749 nt
Organism: Myodes glareolus (Bank vole)
Lineage: Eukaryota; Metazoa; Chordata; Mammalia; Rodentia; Cricetidae
Gene: Calml4
Product: calmodulin like 4
Cellular component (GO): myosin II complex
Molecular function (GO): calcium ion binding
Source: RefSeq, a predicted model, not a curated record
CAACCACUGCUCAGAGAAGGCCGGAAUCUGACCCUCCUGGCACUGGGCCCAGUCUCCAUGGCAGCAGAGGAUUUAUUUCAGGCCUCCACCCAGCCUGGUGGACUUUCGACUCCAAGUCAGAGGAAAGACAACCAAACACGGCUCCAGGAGCAAGGGGUGCCUGAAGAUGAGUACAAAGAAUGCUUCUCCCUGUAUGACAAGCAGCAGAGAGGGAAGAUUAAGGCCACAGAUCUUCUGGAGUCCAUGAGAUGCCUGGGGGCCAGCCCCACGCCUGGGGAAGUACAGCGGCACCUGCAGACUCAUGGGAUAGACAAGCACGGAGAACUGGAUUUCUCCACCUUCUUGACCAUUAUGCACACGCAAAUCAAACAAGAGGACCCAAAGAAAGAAAUCCUUCUCGCCAUGCUGAUGGCUGACAAGGAGAAGAAAGGUUACAUCAUGGCAUCUGAAUUGCGAUCAAAACUCAUGAAACUUGGAGAGAAGCUCACUCACAAAGAAGUGGAUGAUCUUUUCAAGGAAGCGGGCAUUGAACCUAAUGGCCAAGUGAAAUAUGACACAUUUAUCCAGCGGAUCACCCUUCCUGUGCAAGACUACUGAGAGAGCUGAGGUCCAGGGAGAAGAGGAUGAGAGCUCCAGGGCCUGAAAACCUAGACUGAUUUAUUUUUUAAAAGGGAAAUCUAGAGAUGGCAAACAUGGCAAUAAGACCACGUUGCAGGGGAUUAGUACCAAUAAAUGAUGCAGUCAUGGUA